GAACAAAAAGAUGUGGAUGCUGCGAGCGACCUGCUACAAGACUACAUCACCAAGGGAGUGGCGAACAAUUUCUCUGCCUUGGUCAUCAACAUGGGCGAUUCUUCGUUCAACAGCUGGCCCGAGAACACGGACAUAUGGAUGAAUUCAAUGGACGACACUAAGCAGAUUGCUGAUUACGUUAGUCGUUUUGUUUGUGCUUCCCCUCCUAAGCCUAUUCCUGUGGAGAACAUCAACAGUGGAUGCGAAUGCGUUCCAAAAACUAUAUGGUUAGACGUCUUCCUCCUCAUGGAAGCCGGCAUGUCCAUGACUUCUUAUGGGAUCGCCUCGGCAACUGACUUCGUAGUGUCAGCUUUUACGAAACUAACAGUGGGUCAGGCAGAACAAUUCCAAACUCGGUUAGGAGUCAUUCGCUAUGCUAGCAGUGUUGACCUGGUAGCCGACCUUGAUGCUUACAAAUCAACGGCUGACUUGCUUGACUUGGAUAUUUCACCACUAAACGAAACGGAUACAAACCUUGAAGGGUACGUGAAAUACUUCCAUAAAAGUAGGAUUCAGAAAGUAUGUAUUAGGUUGUGGACCAAUUCCUUACCAUAUGAUAUAUAUAUAUGUAUGUAUAUACAGUAG
Molecule: messenger RNA, 624 nt
Organism: Haemonchus placei
Lineage: Eukaryota; Metazoa; Nematoda; Chromadorea; Rhabditida; Trichostrongylidae
Source: the annotation of a GenBank genome assembly